AUGCCAAUGACGACACCCUUUUGUCACUAUGGAGAGCCAACAUAUCUGAAGACGAGUUGGAAUGAUGCUAAUCCAAGGAGAAGGUUCUAUGGGUGCAGCAGAUAUGGGUCAAAUGGAGCAUGUAACUACUUCAGAUGGCUUGACCCAACCCUUGAUGAGCGUAUGAGAAAUGUGGUGCUGAACUUUCAUCGUCGAAUUCGGGAGCUAGAGAAGAGGCAAAACAUGAAAGUGUCCAAGUUUGAUCGGAAAAUGGUGUCGGUCAUCAUUUUAGGAGCUAUUGUAUUCUCUUUGUUUUGGACAGGAAAGUGA
Molecule: messenger RNA, 309 nt
Organism: Linum trigynum
Lineage: Eukaryota; Viridiplantae; Streptophyta; Magnoliopsida; Malpighiales; Linaceae
Source: the annotation of a GenBank genome assembly